GUCUCUCAAACAGGUUGGCAUUAUUGAAGUGGUGUAAUAAUUGUAACCUAUUCGGAUUACUAUUUUCAUUCUUUCGAAAGAAGCUCUGCAAAAGUAGUAAUUAAUAUGACACGUGUAGCUGUGGUAACCGGUGGAAAUAAAGGCAUUGGAUUUGCCAUUGUAAAAGCACUUUGUAAGCAAUUUGAUGGAGUCGUUUAUUUAACAGCUCGUGAUGUUAACCGUGGGCAAAAUGCUGUUAAACAAUUAGAGGAUCAAGGUUUAACACCUAAGUUCCACCAACUUGAUGUUACGGAUGAAAACAGUAUUUCUACUUUUCGUGAUUACUUGCAAAAAACAUACGGAGGUCUUGAUAUUUUAGUCAAUAAUGCUGCAAUUGCCUUUAAGAUGGCUGCUACGGAACCAUUUUCUGUACAAGCUGAAGAAACAGUUAGAGUAAAUUAUUUUGCUCUAAGAAAAGUAUGUACCUUACUUUAUCCACUGUUGAAACCACAUGCUCGCGUAGUUCAUGUAUCAAGUUCUUCUGGUCGAUUGUCACUAAUUCCUAGUGAAUCAUUGAGGAAACGAUUUUCUGAUCCAAAUCUUACAGAAGAAGAAUUAGAUAACAUCAUGCAUGAAUUUGUUAAUACUGCAAAAACAAACACACACUUGGAAAAUGGUUGGUCAAAUUCUGCCUAUGUUGCAAGCAAAGUGGGGGUCUCUGCUUUGGCUAGAGUUCAUCAAAAGAUGUUUAAUUCAGACUCUAGAGAAGAUCUUGCAGUAAAUGCUGUUCAUCCUGGUUAUGUGGACACUGAUAUGACUAGUCAUAAAGGAACAUUGACACCUGAUCAAGGUGCUGUAGCUCCUGUUUUUGCUGCAUUAUUACCAGAAAAUACAGAUAUAAAAGGUAAAUAUAUCUGGUUCGAUAAAUCACUGGUAGAAUGGACAAAAGAUGCAUAAAUUAAAUUUUUAUUUGAUUUCGUACUAUAUAUAAAUGUAUAUAUUUAUAUUUUUAUACACUUAUUAUUUGU
Messenger RNA from Megachile rotundata (alfalfa leafcutting bee), 1007 nucleotides. RefSeq names its product carbonyl reductase [NADPH] 1. Lineage: Eukaryota; Metazoa; Arthropoda; Insecta; Hymenoptera; Megachilidae. The record is from RefSeq and is a predicted model, not a curated record. Gene Ontology annotation, molecular function: carbonyl reductase (NADPH) activity.